Amoebophrya sp. A25 is the source of this 13098-nucleotide messenger RNA. Lineage: Eukaryota; Dinophyceae; Syndiniales; Amoebophryaceae. The record is from the annotation of a GenBank genome assembly.
UCAGUUUCCCUUAGUGAAUAAUUUUCGUGAAGGGCGAGAACUUGAAGUUAGAAGAAGUGGAAGAUAACUACCUAUAAUGAAUGUAAGUAAGCGAGUUGUCCGUCGAUGUCCCUGAUUUUCUGGUAAUUGAGCACAAACGUGUCGAGGGAGGAACGAGCACGAUUCUCUCAACACUCGUAUAAGCGCUCAGAAGUGAAAGCCGAGUAGGAGCUUCAUUAUAUAUUUAGCGCAGUGCGAUAAAAAAAGAAAAAGAUGGAAGCUCCUCGCAGCGAUAUCUUUGGCGCGCCACAUUUGUUGAUGCCGAAGAUGGUGCUUCCGUCUACAACGAUGGGGCAAUCAUGUACUACAAAUUCUAAGGCUAUCUAUGGACCAUAAGUUUUAUUUCUAGCCAAAUUCUUGUCGCUAUCUUCAUUUUCAGUGCUGUAGAACACGAAAUUAUAAUACUAACUAUUGCUAGUGGAACUUGAAGUGUAAGUGUAUUAUGUUCUAAGUUUAUUUGUAGUAGUGCACGACUGAUUGCGUCUCUAUCUUUAAUUAUGAGACGUAAAUACCUACUCACACUCUAAAACAUGAAUUUUUUUGAGAGUUGUUCAGUAAGCAACUGCACGCAGGCACGUGGCGUCGAGUGUGGGCAACUGUUGGCGAGAUCGUGCGCACUCUCUGCUUCGGGUUGAGCGGCUUUCGGACGGGCCAAGGGGCCAAGAUCAGAAGUGGCAGCCACCGAGCACCACCGGCACGGCCUACUCUUGCGCCCUUUUCUGGGGCUGCCCAGCACGACAGGGCGCCCAAGACUGCGGAGCCCUUGGCAAACUCCAAAAAACCUACUCUAAACCGAUUCCGACCCCUCACCCAAAGGGACCCCUGAAAGGGUUAGAGUAGGUUUUUUGUGAAGGCCUUUUUCGCGGGAUUGUCGGGCAGGGGGGGCCGGUUUUUGCAAACUCCGAAAAACCUACUCUAAACGAUUUCGGCAGGUCCCACCUCACGACCAUUCUGGCCAGCCCUGGCCAAGUCCAAACUCGGCAGCAGAGGCCGAAUGGAAGGGAGGCAAAGGCCAUUCUACCCGUAGCUGCGUGCGCAGACCCAGCAAAUUUCAAGCGACUUGGCAGAAGGUGGGUCUCUGCUUCCCUAGCCGCGUGAGCCUAUUUGGCGGCUGAAGCAGAGCGGGCCCACCCUGGAGAGUAGUGCGCACCGCCAAGCGUGUGCAGCAGAGCCUAAUGCGUUUGCUCACUCUUUGCGCAAUAUGGCUCAAAAAGUUUCACGUUUUAGAGUGUGAGUAGUUUUUUACGUUCCAUAUUAAUGUUCUUGUUAACAUUGGUUGUACUUACCUAGCUCUCAAAUCGACGAUCUCGAACUACUUAUGGGUUGAUGCACACGAAUGAAACGACAGGAGCAGGACUUUACAAUGAAUGGCUCCGGUCUUUGGUACCCUGAUCUUGAUCAUAAGGGAAAACAAGAAGAGAAUCCUUGUGAUCCAAUUUAACUUGUCCAACAACAACAGACACGACAACUACGGGAGGAGCAUCAUCUUCUGGUGGUGUUGCUAUUCCUAGUAAACAAGGUCGGGGACAAAGCGAAGCAACAGGAGGAAGUAGAACCUUGAUUAAGGCUCCGUCUGGUGGUAGUCGUGUAUGUGCCGGCGUUAGUGAUUAUUUUUGUUCAUCCACUCCAGCUCCUCCUUGUAGUAGAACUCUCUGUUCAUCAAUUAAGGCUCCUCCUUCUGACAUUCGUGCUCCUCCUUGUAGUAGAACGAAAUGUGCUAGUAGUACUCCCUCUGAUCGGGAAGACUAUUUUUCUUCACCUUGUGGGUGGGAGUAGUUGUAGUUGUACCUAGUAGUAGAGAUAGAAUAAUUCUUCUUCCUAAUACCUUCUACUUUUUCGUUCUGUUGUUCUAGCAACUGCUAUUUGACCAGGAUCUGCAAUAGAAGAGUUGAAGUAUGGGUGACGAGCUCAAGCAUUCAACUCCCCAGCCAUGCCCUAUCAUCAAAGAUGUUGAAAAAAAUAGUCUACUAGUACUCAAGCAGGAGCUGUCCAUACCGCCCUACUGAAUGUGUUGAAACCCAAAGUAGUUUACUAGCGCUACCCCUGAGCCCUCAUCAGAAUCAAGUCGUCUAAGUCUACUACCCUCAAGCUCAUCCUCUAAGCUAAAAGCGAGCAUUCGACCUAGACUUGGCAUGCGGGAAAACACGACGAUGCGAGCCCAAUACACAACUCGGAGUACCCAACAGCCAAAUGCACAAGAAACGUUAUUAGGAACUAAUAGUCAUACAACUUUCAUCAUAUUAUUAUUAAUUUUGAUUUGAAACCAUCAGAUCCCAUGCAUGUGCAUCUUCAUCUUCUUGUGCUUUUUCAUUAUUCAUCCCAAUUAUAUUUUGUUUGAUUGUCCCACUGCCCAGUGCUUAGCGCAAACUGGCUGAGUAGUUUACGAGUGGGCCACCUGUGCACCUAUCUUGAAAUGUGCAUGAUCUUCGUUCUCAGACGAUUUCCAUUUCCUCGUCCUAAGUAGGAGCCACGUGUGAGAUCAUGCAUUAAUAUAGCUUAAGUAGCUUGUAUAUGAACAUCACAGACAUCGACGAAGGAGCAGGGUGUAUUGUAUUUCAAAUUGACAUUGAGUUUGUUUCAGCCACUGUACUAUUCUAAGAACAGAAGACGAGGAGAGCUCGUCUUCACAAGCUGACAGCGGUUCUGGUCUGGACGAGGAGCAGGACUUAAGGCGACAAUUUGCUGAGAUUGUCGUGAUUGUGUAGGUGUAAAUGACUACCACCUACUACUUGUGCAACUUCCUUGCUUCUGUCCCAUUCAGGUACUACGUAGCAGCUUGGAUCACCUCUCUUUAACUACUACAACUACAACUACUGCCUCGCUCGUCAAGAAGGAGACUGAGUCUUCUGUUAGUAACUACUACUGAGGACUAGUAACAAGAACUAAAGUUCAUCAGGUUCAGGAGGGACCGAUUAAAAUGUUGACUAUAAGUUUACUAAGUGAAGCAAGUAAAACAAAUCUCUGGCUCUUCAUCUAAGGACAGUAGCAACUGAUCGCGGCGACAACAUGGAGAUGACGAGCAAGACAGGUGCGUCCCGUUUUGCAACUCCGAAUAUGACGACGCAGGCUGAGAGAAGUACAUCAAAAAUUAAGGCUUCAUCACGUGGUACUGAAAACGAGCAACAUCAGAAGUGCGUGCCUGCGCCUCUAUCAACAACAGUGUUUCUAGACGUCAAGUGUCAACGAUCCUCCGAAAAAACUAGAACUACUAAAACAGCUGUACUAGCACAGAGUGAGAGACUGACUGUGGGUACUAGUUGGUGAGACGCAUGAUCAUCCUUAGCACUAAUUUGAGCAGCUCCGAGACUACGGACCAAGGGGAGCAGCCUACUACGUCUUCGUCCGUAGGAGGUCGUCGCGUCAUCACCCAACGCCGUCCGAACCCAAAUAGGCAGAGAAAAGGUGCAUUUACUAGUUACUCAACGUGGUCAGUCUUAAACUUAAGAUCAUUUCGCGAAAAGCUGAUCCUUCGUGGCCUCAAAAGUAGAUCUCAAAUGCUACAUUUGAGGUCCCAUGACAUGACACGACUUCACUUCUAACGUAGAACCUGUACUAGGUGUUGUACUACGUGGGGUCUGUGCAUGUCCGCCUGGUUCUGUUGUUGAGUCCUCUCCUCGUUCACCAAGUUGCACUAGUUCUUCUUCAUCUUAUGUUAUUUGUCCCCAUGAUCCACCUCGAGCUCACUCCUCAUAGACUGAUAGAUUGAGAACAUAGACUGAUUGAGAAGUAAUCUUAAUCCAUCGUAAUGACAUUAGAUGGAAUAGAAGCACUAGUUGUUGUAUCGGAAAUCUCCUUCAACACCCAAAACCCACACGCCCAGAUCCUAGGAACCUGGAGGGCAAGUCUCCUGUGCAACGACUUGCGACCCUGCACUCCGAUAUGCAGGGGUUGAUGGAUGCGAUCCAAAUGCUCCAAGAGGAGAAUAUGAGACUACGACUAAAAUCUAUGCAGCAACUACGAACCUUGUUCCGAUCGUGGUGUGAUGUACUUCUAUUCUUUAAACUACGACCCUUGUUCCAAUCGUGGUGUGAUGUACUUCUAGUUACACUUACAACUACGAACCUUGUUCCGAUCGUGGUGUGAUGUACUUCGAGUUUUUAUAAUUUUUUACUUGAAGUUAAACUGAUGAGGAUUACGAAUGACAUGCUGAGUAAUAAGGAGGAGGAAGUUGUACAAGCAAGAAGUCUCAUCAAGAGGAUAUAAUAUUAACCCUAUAGUUAGUACGACUAAGUACUAGCCCUAUGUAUAGUUAGUACUACCAUGAAGCAAUAUGACACUUAGUAGAAAUGCGAAGCCCUCAGUACUACCAUGAAGCUCAUAUGCUUAUACUACAUUUGUUCAUACUACUAUUGUUACAACUACUACUAAGUGAUCAUAAAGUAUAUUAAGUAUCUACUUAACCAGUCAUCAGAUCAUAAAGUAUGAUCUACUUAAGCACGAAAAAUACUGCAAAGACACAGGUUGACAACCGCAGCACACUGCAUAGCUUCUUUGCGGAAUGGAAAAAGCUGAUCGUGCGCAAGAGGCAUGACGAACGUCUGGAGUCUGCCGUAGAAGCGACGAGGAAAGAUUAAGGCGCUGGGGGGGCUUAAUACCAUUACCAGAGUAAGUAUGAAACCAAAAUAUGUUAAUAUGUUAUCAUUAUCAUACUUUUCUACUUAAGAAACUUGAUAAUUCAUUCAUUCAUUCAUUUACCUAGCAUGAGGUGUAAGUUCAGUUUUCUUCCACAGAUUAGGACCUACUCUUUAGUUGAUUGCUUUAUUGAUGUACCCACUCGCGGUGUGUAGCAUCUCUAAUUGGUUGCAAGACAGUCCUUUAUUUCUUCUUUCCUUUGUUGCGUCUGUUUUCGUGCUUCCUCAUUAUGUAGUUGAUGUCCUCCAAUAGAUAGUACUUCCCCUUCUUUGAAAAAUUUGAAAAUACCUUAAUAUGCUCCUUCAAUUUUCUAUAUUCCUAUUACUAUAUUGUGACGUACUCCUUACUGGUUCUACAAAUAAUAUCCUGCUUGUCUACACGUCAAUCGUUCGGCAAUAUCCCUGAGUGACAUUCCGGGGAUCGCUUCUGCUUGCCGACGCAUCCGCGCAAGAAAAGCAAAGCAACCAUCUUUAAACGAUUGCCUAUCUUCUCCUAGUGCCUUUCUUGGUGCAUUGGGCAACUUUGCAUGCUUAGAACAUGAGGACUUUGCGCAUUUACCAGGUAAGCCAGAAUGAGUUCCUUGUUCUCCUUUGUUGUAGUUGUUGUCUUCUCCUUCCUCUGAUCUGGUAAAAUCAAGGACCCAUUCAGAGUUCUUAAGAUCCGCAACAGCACCGGUUCUUCUUUUUCCUCCAUCUUCACUGCUUUCUUUUCCUCCUUCACCUUCUUCGAUUCCUGCUCCUACUUUUUCAAGAUUUCCAUCUUGUCUCCGACUUUGAUCUUUCCAGCCCAAUUCUAAGGCUUGUUUGAAAAAGAUUGCGAAAUCCUCUCGAAAGCGCUGCUCAUCUUCGGCGUAGAUUUGGAGCCAUUUUCGCCACGUUGGCGUUCGCAAUAAGCACAUGUCGCUCAUCAACAUCAUCAUGUACUCGUUGUCAUUGACAUAUUGACGGCGGAUGCCAUGAGGACACACGGGAGAAUUUCCCUGGAGAAGAUAGGUCUUGAUCUUGUUCUGUAGAAGAAGUAGUCGAUGUGUUGAGCAUCUUGAGGAAAGGGCAGCCUUCCUCCGGAGCACUACUGGCUUGCUGCUUUUCAGCUUCCUCCGUUUUUUCACCUCCAGCAACCUCAUGACCCUCGCCCCCGCCGAUGCACACACCCUGACUAUUGACCAGUCUCCAUUUUUCGUUCAGUAAAUUUUUGGCCAUAGAGUUGUUAAAAACUCCAGGCGUCGCUUGCCACGGUCCCCUAUACCCAGAAACUUCCUUAUGACAGCGUCCAAAGGCGUGACCACCGCAAAUCAGACAUACAAGCAUCUGAUCUGUCAAUCCAACGCGGUCGAUCAACUUCUUGCGCAUCUGACUGGUGAUUAAGACUAAUUCGGACGCUUCAUCCUCGUACUCACCGUAUUCGGCAUAGGGCAAACGCCCAGGCUGAAUUGGUGGCUUCACGACUUUCGUGUUGUUCUCCUCUUGUCCUAACUCUCCCCCACCUGGGAGGACUAAAUAACGGCCGUCAGAGUCUAAGCGGCCCACAGCUAGCGGAAUCGCCGGGCCACCGGCACACUCAAUCGCUACACAGGCUGACACAGCGAACAAAUCCGAAUAGGAUAUCCAAGGAAAUUUACGCUUCACCAUACGGUGUAACCUUCUAUGAGCCGCUGGCAAUCCCCGAUUGUGCGCUUCGGUGCUCUCAGGCGCAAAACGCAUUGUUGCUCCUUCCAAACCGCCUGUGUCCGUGUGCUUACAAUAAGUAAGACAACUAUGCACACAGUUACGGAUAUACUUGGGUCCCCAAGUACGUUCUGGAUCGCCGAUCUCGUUCUUAUCAUCAUACAAGGAUUCUCGAAUGGCUUCAGCUACGGCAAUCCAUUUGCGACUUUCACAAUCGGAGUCGUCUACUAAGUGCUGGACACACCGGGUUCCGAUUAAGGGGUCUUCUGACCAGGCGUUCUUAGUGGGAGAAGCGGUAGGGUGCUCUUCUGUAGCUUGUGGCCCAUCGCUGUUGCUGGGAGAAGCAGCAACUGUUUCAUCUAGAGUCAAACAUGCAACUGUUUCCUUCUCCUCUACGAUGUUCUCGCGUCUUUCGCCGUUCUCUACUACCUUAACACCUUCUUCAUGUUUCUCCACUGCUCCUAUGUGAAAUGGACAUCUUCCUGCUGUGCUUGCAGCGCCAUUUCCUGCCACAGUGAAGCCAGACGAAACACUUCUGGGAGACACGUCACAAUCUGAAUUUUCUGCUGAAGUUGCCGGAGUUGGCGCAGGGUCCAUAUUUCCCCAUGCCGCCCCUGUUUUCACAAGGGAAUCCAGCGAAGUGGAUUUUUUCAACAUGUUGAUUCCUAUGUAUUAUACCUAUUCCUGCUAACCUCCACUAGGUCUGAAAACUAGAUCGGCCUCUACACACACCGACGUAUAACGAAGACACGUAACGAAAUACAAGCAAAGAAUCUUCUUCCACAGAGCAGAAGAAAGUAACUCUAAUUUAUUUAUAGUUCCAACGAACUUCUUUGCAAUAAAAACCAAAAAAAGCCAGCACGACUUGAGCCAGAUUUUCUUUUCAUAGUAAGGCUAGAGCAGAAGUGUCGAGUGACCACUGUGACCAGAAAGACGGACUACCUGUAUCUUCUGAAUCGAUAUCACUUAGUUCUAAUCUCGAGAACAAGCCAGAUACGAUCAAUUUUUGGCGGAGAAGCAUGCGGCUCACGAGGCACACGUGCGGGGACUGCAUGAAGAGCACCACAAACACCGCGAGAGCAUGACAAAGUCGCACCAAGAAGCACUCAAUUAUGAUAGUACGGAUUUUUUAUUAUCUAUAAAGUUGAGAAUAGUUAUGUGACUAUCUCAUAAGCGACAUUCCUCAUCCUGGUAGGACCCCAUAUCCACCUACUCUAGGUAACCCAAGCGACAUUCUUUAUAGAUACUCAUAGGGGGGACCCAUUCCCAUACUCACCUGUCCUAACCCAAGCGACAUUCUUUAUAGAUACUGAUAGGGGUGACCCAUAUCCAUACUCACCUGUCCUAACCCUAGCCCUAGCGACAUUCUUUAUAGAUACUGAUAGGGCCCCAGAUAUAGAAACUGAUAGCGACAGCAUUAUACUCAACACACGUCCUAACCCUCGCGACAUUCUUUAUACUACAAAUGAUAGGACCCCACAUUUGCCUGCUCUAACCCUCGCGACAUUCUGAAGAGAUUUCUGGAGAUUUUCAGCGAAAGCAUGAGAUGCUAAGCGAUCACUUCCAACGCGGGAUGAUCGAGAUGCGCAGUGAGUUCGAAACCAAUAUGCGCAAAGUCGAGGUAGAUGCCACAAAUAGAGGAAGAGAAGAGGUAAGAACCAUGAUAUGCAGACUCUGGCUCCUCUCAUUCUUGCAAGAAUAGUUCCCACCUCAUUUUGUGUAUGUAUCUUGUUCCAUUCCUAGUACAAGUUAAGUGGCUCUACCAACAUAAUUACUAUACAGGGUGUUCUUCGAAGGCAAUUGCAAAAGUGCAUUGAUCUACAUGCUUUUCUUCCUUCGUCUUGUUUCUCCCCUAUCAUGAUGUUCGACAUCAACCUGCGACGUAUAAUCUGCUCUUUCCCUCACUAGUGCCUUUCUACUUCUACUUUCUGCUCUCAUAUUGCACAUCAACUUCCAAUCACUAGGUAGCCCGCGUCCGUUCGUUGCAUGCAGAAGCUGAAGCGAACGUGAAGAGAGUCGAGAGCGAAAAGCGCGCUCAUCGUUCGGAGCACGAAAGAGUAGUGCGUGAUUUAGAGCACCGCAUUGCUACGCUGGAACGAGAGGUCGACGAAAAGAGUCAACAGCUACAAUUAUGACCCGGCUUUCCUUUAUUUGUACUUCCAUGUAUGUCCUCUAGAACUACAUUUAUGUCAUCUCUUCAGCAUCGUCUUCGGCCUCUUCGGUAGUGGUACUCGAACUCGUACUAGUAUGUCUAAAUUUGGUAGUGGACCUCGUACUAGUAUUUCUAAAUUUGGUAGUGGCACUCGUACUAGUAUGUCUAAAUUAAUUUGGUAGUGGUACUCGUACUAGUAUUUCUAAAUUUGGUAGUGGUACUCGUACUAGUAUGUCUAAAUUUGGUAGUGGUACUCGUACUAGUAUGUCUCUUCGGUAGUGGUACUCGUACUAGUAUCCUCUCCCGUGGUGGAGGAGCGGCCACCUAACAAAAGGUGUAGUUCCCGACCCCAUAGUAGAAGAUAAAGAGUGCUGAAUUUGAAUACAACAAGGGAAAAUAUAAGCAGUAUACAUAAUCACAAGACCCACUCGCACUCUAAGACGAAAUUGCGAUCGUAGCAUGCAAGUGAUCCAAACCGCAGUGGCCGAAUUCCAUCAUAGUGCCGCUUAUCGGGAUGCUGCAGCUUAUGGAAAGACUCCCCUUCAGCAUUAGGUAGAAUAUUAUCCCUCUCCUCAGCAUUACUUAGGUAGGAUGGUAUUUUUAUCCCUCUUCUACAGUUGCUACACUGCUCUACAACUAAGUACAAGAGUAGUAGACUUCGCUUAACAAGAACGAAAAACUUCCAACAUAAGUUGUUGCAUGCUUCUGCUGUACUACUUGAUUCUGCUAUCAAUUUCUUGUCUAUACAUAGCAGUAGCACCCGCCCCACGCCCUCCACACAUGACAUAAAGACCCGCUCUUCUAUUCGGAGGCCGCACCCGAAUAGAAGAACGGGUCUUUAUGUUGUGGGACCCUCACCCGCUCUAGCCCUUUUUUCAUACCCAGAACAGUUCUACUCCCGAUGCUUCUGCGGCUUUCCGUCAGUCCAUGGAUGAACCGACUUCGAGCAGCGAUGCGCCACAGCUUACCGCUUUGAUUAAGACGCUAUCUGAUCAUCAGAACCCAUCUUGACUCACAGAGGCCUGCUCCUCCAGCCCCUUUUGCUGAUUCAUUGAGAACAACAGUCGCCGAACUCGAAGAUGUCUACUUACUUCUUGGUAAAUACAUUACUGACUCUGGGUCUGCGUCUGGCCUUUCUGAGCGAAAAGCAGGAGCUUGCUGAGCUCUAACUUCAACUACGUGAAAAACGCACUGCAUGAAGUUUUGCAUAGUGUUGAUCCGAGAUACCUUGGGCGUUCUCAAGUUCCUACUGUGCGCGAAGUUGCUGCAGGUCAACGUGCAGGGGUUAACGCAACUCCUAGUACUGGUGGAGUCGCUAGCACAGUAUCUGGAGGGAAUACAACAACAUCCACAUCAGCACCUGUUAAGGCUACACCAUUGGACGUUGGAGCAUCCUCAGCACUAAGUUUCUUGGCCUUCUUUUCAAGGGGAAAAGGGACGCAAGGACGAUUGGCUGCUCAGGGAUACGUCGCGGUACAACUAGCUCUAAAACUGGCACUGCUACUGGAGGAGUAGUUAAUACAACUACGUCGACUGGGUCGCCGAAAGUUGGGAAUUCACCACCUUCACCAGGCAGCCGUACGAUAAUGGGAAGCACGUUGGACAUGUUCCAGCAACCAAUAGGGAGUAAGGUGGCUCUCGCGAGCUUCAGUGUCGGCAGUCCGAAUGGAGAGACACGACUUGUGGGCGCUAGUAAUCUGUAUGGCUAUCGCUAUGGUGGACAAGAAAAUAUCAGUUCUUCUAGCUUAUCACACCAGUCCACCUCCUACUAGCCUAUCCUACUUACAAUAGAUAUAGAAGAAAGCAUCUCGUCACUUUCUAUAGCAACGUAAUAGAAGAUCAAGAGUAGGAGUAUGUUGGUGGAGCUAGGAGUUCAAUCGGAUUUUUUUGUAGUUCAUCUUCGUUUCGCUUUCAUGUUCAUCAAAUUCUCCCUUUCAAUGCUUACUCAACAACUCCUGCAACGAUAUAGAUAGUACUUUCAUCUUCUUUCCCUCUUCCAGUUCCACCUCUACUUCCUCCUGCUCAUACCUCUUGCCAGGCACCUCAAUCGGUCAAUUCCUCACCAACAAGACCAGCAUCAACAGCACCCCUUCAUAACCCACUUGGAGCUACGGGACCUGGUGCAAGUCCACAAGUGAAGCCUCCAUCAGCUGGUCAGCUAACCAUUCCGAGCCUGAAUUUUAACCCAGCUACAAUGACACCCCAGCCACCUCCGCAGUUAUGCCUAUUUCAUACUACUUCGUCCUUGUGAUCAAGUACGGGCUCUUCAUCAUGAUGCGUGUGCAUUCUCAUAGAAGAAUGCUCGAAGGGCGUCGCGGUCGCCCUCGCCAGUCAGUCUGUUGUAAUAAAUUGGAAUUACUCAGAAUCAUUAAAUCAUGAAAAUCUUCUCGUGCUCUAACAUCAGCAGGAGCUCCUUCGUUUUUGUCUUCCAACACGCCACGCGCUGCACCGCCAGCAGCAAGUGGAGCGGGUGGACGCUUAUCGCCGCCUCAGCCCAUAGGCAACAUAUCGCCCAACAAGCUUGGACCCACAUUAAGGCUAUCGCUAGAGCAUCCUCUUCCGCAGGAACACCUUUCCUGCCUCUUUUCCUACUCGAAAAAAUUGAGACACAUGAGGAAGAUGCUCUCUGCGAUGCGAAGGCGGUAGCUCUAACUACACCUACCGCUGCGUCGCCUAGUAUGGUGCCGGGUCAACUGACAGCCCCUAACUUGAACUUUCAACCACAAAUCAGCCUCCCGCCUACUAGCACUGGACAGUCGCAACAAUCGCGACAAGCUGCAGCGAUCACUCCACGAGGACCAGUAAAAAACAAGAAAUCCAAAGUGAAGGGAAAUACGACUAGUUCUAGUAAGUAGCGGAGAGUGCGACUAGUAAUAUGCAGUAAGUAGUGGAACUGAAUGGCUCCGGUCUUGGGUACCCUGAUUUUGAUCAUAAGGAACAAAUGGGGUAUGGAGCAGCUACGUGGGUAUGGAGCAGGGAUCCUUCCGAUGAGAGCACAGACUAAGAUUUUUUCAAGCCACCAGAAAUAAUUUGGCUAUAGUAGGCACAAUGAAUUAUUCGACCUAGCAUAAAUCCAUCUCGGUGUCGGUGAGCAUCCUGGCUCCAGUUUCCCCUUGAGAAACGGGACCAAGAUGCCAGGGAAGAUGCAUUUACUGUAGCCUUAAAAUUAGAAAUUACAACAACACUAAUAUUAUAUAUAUCGAUAACCACUACAACCAGAGAUACGGAUUCACUCGAGACGAGCACACCAUUCGAAGAAACGACACGCCAUCAUCAACAUCAACACUCAGGCGCUACGGCGUGUAGUAAAGUAGUCGUAUCUAUCGUUAUCAAAUGCAUCAUAGUAGAUCGAAGUGAGAAGUCAGAUCAUGACGAGACAGAUAUAGAAGCUUUAGGCUUCCUUGUUGUAAGAAAAUAGAAAGUCGAUAGCUAUAUGUUGCUGUUGGUCCUCUUAAGUAUAAUCGUUCCACACCACAAUAAAAAAGUAUUUUUAUGCUGUCCAUUUUCCUGUAUCAGAGAUCAUUUGGGGCCGACCAGCGUCGGCUAUGUACAAAAGCGAGUCUUCCUAGAGCGUUGCUGAUAUCUUCUUCACAACAUGUAUUUAACUAGGUACUAGAAUUAUUAUUAUGCAGACUAGGUACUAGAAUGAAAAUAGCAUUUAUUUUGACACACAAAUCACGUAAACUUAGAAUGUGAAUGAUUUUGAAUUUCAUGGAAAAAAAAUCGUUGGUACAUAGAAGAAGAUUUCUAGAAACACAGACUAGAAGUAUUUACCACAUGCAGCAUCAGCAUAAUCUUGAAUCAUUCAACAUAAAAGUCAGAAACAGGCAUGAUAAAAAAUGUCGAAAACAGUGAGAGCAAGUGUGUUAGUCUGAAUGUCCAGUUAUCUACUACUAGACAAGAUUGCUCCGAUUCACCUAUCGAUGCCAAUGAACAACGAGUCGCAAGAACGAAAUUAGAAAUGGAGGUGCUGUACGUAGUGACGAAGGGGCGCGAUUGCAAUUAUCAGUAAAUUGGAACCAUGUGUAUAUUAUGGGCAAUUGAUUCCAGCAACACGUCGCUAUCUAUUAAAGUUGGCCCAAGGCUCCUCGACGUUGUUCCUGUUAUGAGUAAUGUUUAUUGUUCCAUCCGUGCGACCAAGACCAUCGCGGCCCCCUUUAAUGCUAUACAUUUUGAAGGGGAAAAGGGUAGGUAGCCGCGAUAUGAGAAAUCUCGACAGGUCAAUUGGUAAUAUCUUAUGUAUGAAGUCUGACUAAUUCAGAUGUCGUUUGUUAUGAAGUCACUUCAUCUUCAUGUUGUGAAGUCAUUUGUUAUGAAGUCGAUUGCGCUUGUGAUGCUGAUGCACGUGAAGGGAUUUGUCAUAGUUGUGGAGUCAUUCAGUUGGUACUCGUUAGCCUUAGCAGGCAGCCUGUAGUUUAAUAAAGAACUAUGACAUACAAAAAAGCAUUAUUUAACCUACAAAAAAGCCUGUAGACAUGAACUCUUUGCAAUUACAGAGCUUCCUACAUAAUCUGGCAUCUACUUCUGGCACUAUGGCAUCCUGCUCCGGUGGGUGCUUAUCUGAAUCCUCUUGCAACUUUCGGCUACUGAGUCUGUAUGUUCAGUCAUCAU